Messenger RNA from Dipodomys ordii (Ord's kangaroo rat), 1422 nucleotides. Its product is annotated as proline-rich protein 2-like. NCBI's taxonomy places the organism in Eukaryota, Metazoa, Chordata, Mammalia, Rodentia, Heteromyidae. The transcript is spliced from 4 exons. The coding region runs from base 1 to 1422 and encodes 473 amino acids. The record is from RefSeq and is a predicted model, not a curated record.
AUGGAGGAGGGCACCUGCCCGGUCUGGGGCAGGAGACGCGGCCGGCGCCGGAUUCUGCAGGUUAAUGGGGCUCGAGGAAGUCAAGGACCGCAGCGGAAACGGCCAUGCCAGGGACCAGAACUUCAGACUUGGGGGGACCAAGGCAGACAGAAGAUCCCAAACCCGCUCGAUCCCGACCCCCAGGGCUCACCCGAGGGCCGCCCGACCUCCAGCCCGGCCACAAUCUUUGUGUGCCUCCCCGCCCCCUUCUCCCAGGGCGCCGAGCCCGGGACUUCCGGGCGGGCGGGCAGCGCGGAGCGGCCGGGCGGAGCACUGGGGAAUCCCGCCCAAUCCGCACGGGGGAAGGGGAAAAGGGAGGCUCGCCCAGCCAAUGGAAGACAAGAGGAGGCGGAGCCUCCGGGGGAGCCCGAGUUUCCGACCUUCACUGCCUCGGUUCGGGCCGUCCCCCGCCCCCGUGGGCGUGCAUACACGCCCACGCCCCAGCCCCCCCCCCGCCGCCCCAGGGCCCGCAGCGGCCCCUCACGGGAAGAGGAAGCCCCGACCGCCGCACGGCCCGGGGAGGGGGAAGCCGGCGCCGCCGCGGCCGCCGCGCGGUGGGCGGGGAAGGAGGCAGCACCAUAUUUGCAAAAGGGAUCAGCUGGGGCCGCGAGUCGCGUCGGCCGAGUUCCUGGAGGUUUUCGGUACUGCCGGCUGGAGGGGGGCUCCCCGCCCGAGCGCGGGCGGGCGGCGCAUCGUAGCGGCGCGGCUACAGCCCGGGAGUUCCGGGAGCCCCGAGCGGCGCGGGGGGCGAGGCACAAGGGCGCUCGCUCCUUCUCCCGCCUCCGGGUCCCUCCCGCCCGCCCGCCCGGCGUUGCCCCCGCCCCCAGAGUCCUUAACAACCGCGGGCCUCCGGCGCCCGCGCCUCCUCCCCGGGGCGCCCACUGCCCCCUCCAAGUUUGCCGGCAGAAACAAAACCCUCAGGGCACCGGCCCCCCUCGCCCCGCGUGGUCAGCGGAGCACCCCGGCGGCGGCUCGCGGGCUGGCUCCGAACUCCGCGUCUCCACCAAGUCGGGACACCGAGGGCCCAGCCCUCCCGGCGCGGGCCGGGGCCCCCAGCCAAGCCCGCGCGCCGCCGCAGUCCAGCCAGGGCCGGCUUCCAGUCGGGCGCCUUACCGACGCCCCCCUCCGCACACCCGGCUCGGGGAGAGAAGCUCGGAGGUGCGGCGGGCGCAGGGCCGCCCCCCGGCCGGGCCGCCCCCUCCCCGCGGCUCCAGCCCGGCUGGGAAACACACGGGCGAGCAGGCGGCGCCAAGCGCUCUCCUUCCUGGCCUGCCCCUCGCCUACCUCGGCCGCGGGGCUCCGCGCCUCCCCCUAGCCGGGUCUGGAGACCCACGGCGCCCACACCGCUUCGGGCUAGCCAAAGCGGGGGGCCCAGCCAACUAG